This is a messenger RNA of Ceraceosorus bombacis, 852 nucleotides long. NCBI's taxonomy places the organism in Eukaryota, Fungi, Basidiomycota, Exobasidiomycetes, Ceraceosorales, Ceraceosoraceae. The record is from the annotation of a GenBank genome assembly.
AUGCACUCUCGUCUCACCUGCCUGCUCGAUCAUCGUAGCAGCCGUGACGAGCAGCAGCAUUACGCUCUCCACGCGUCGUUUCGAGACGCUCGUCGCAUCUUUGCCUGCUUCUUUGGCUCGCAGCUGCACGGCACCGACACGUGCGACUCGGACAUUGACAUUAUGGGUCUCCUUCUGCCCACUCCUAGAGACAUGCUUUUGGGCAUCGGAGCAAGCAAAGAGGUAGCUCAUCGAACAAAGGCAGCUUUGGAAAGGAACGGAGCGGAAGAUGUGGAUACAAACUUUAUCACUCCUUUGGAUUUUAUCGAGCAGCUGGCAAGCGGUCAACCGAUAGCGUGGGAGAUGCUCUUUGCCCCUCCCCACUCUCACGCGCCCGACACGACCGAUGAGGGGCUUGCAUUCCUCGCAGCUGUGCGGGAACAAGUGCCACAACUUUUGACAUCAAGCACAAAAGCAGUUCGAGGUCUGAUGGAUAAUUUCGAGCGUCGCAUCAAGAGAGAAUUGCAGAAGCGUGAGAUGAGCGCGUCGGACGAGAGGGUACAGGGUCAGCUGUACAAAUCCGCCGAUGCAAAAAAGUUGGCUCAUUCUCUGCGCGUCUGUCAGCAAGCCAUCGAGCUGUACGAGCAUGGCCGCAUCACCCUGCCGCGCCCAAACGCUGAGCAUUUGCGCGUGAUCAAGCGCAAAGAGGUGCCACUGCACCAAGUGCUGGAGCAAAUUGACCAGGCAAAGAGUCGCUUGCUGGAAAUUCGUGGAGCAGGCGAACGCAGAGAAAUCUCGGACAAGACUGGCGCGUACGAUGCGAUCGAAGCUCUUGUGCGCAAGCAUCUCGGCAUGACUCCGCGGUCGACGUAG